GGGAGUUCGGGCGGCGCGCGGAGCCGCGCGAGGCGGCGGUACAAAGAGCGGCCCGAGGGGCUGCGGGCUGCCGGCCGUGCGCCGCGCUGCGAAACUUCGCGGGGGAAAGCGGGUAACUGAGCGCUGUUUGACCGCCGUCCUCGAGCUGCGGGCUGCGUGUCCGCGUGUCUGCGAGCAGAGCCGCUUCUGGAGGCCCGGCGCCUCCGGAGUUGUGCUCCGCGGCCAGACUGCGGGCUGUUCCCGCCCCGCGUGAGGAAGAAGCUGAAGUUAGCGCGGUUAGCGCUCCUCAGGUGAUUACCUGCGUUCCUAAUUGAGGCACCCAAGGCUGGGUAGGUUUCCUGUGCUGUGCGAUACGCAGUUUUCACAACGCUGAUGUUUUUUCAGCAUUAAAUUCGUACCGUAAGUUUUUAUUCAGUGGCCCCGGCUCCCUGUUGGUGGAGAGACGUGGUGUUGGGUUGUGUGCACACGGGGUGCCUUUGGUUGUCACGUAACCGUCCGUUCCCUGACUCAGGCUUAGAACAGGUUUUGUUUUGGUGGGAAGGAGCCGCUCUCAUCAUUGCCUACAGAAAUUACGUGCGGUUUGUUGUAACGUGUCACACCUUGGCAGUUUAUUAGGUAAUUCUGUUAGGGAAUUAAAUACUUCAGGACCUUCUGCAUUUGAAAUAAGUUUGCCAGAAUUGAACGUAGCGUGCAGUGCUAUUUCUCUGCAGCAGUAGCAGCAGAAUGCAUGAUAACUUCCCUGGUGUUUCACUUCCAGUGAUCCUCAGCUCUGCCCCAAAGGAAACACCUUUCAGAAGCAAUCCGGAGUUCCUCUUUGCUUGCCAUAAAAGGCUGAGAGAAAGGAUUCAGCUAUUGGUAGUAAUAUCUACUGUGUAGAUACUUGCUUGUUAGAACUUGUGAUAGAAAUUUUUGGUCUCAAGUUCCAAAACAGCUGGUAUGCUUCAGUGCUAUGGCAGGCCCAAUUAAAGCAGAGGUCUGAUGAUGACUUGCUGUUCAUUAUGCUGUUUGAAGAAAUUUAGGCCUCCGUCCAUUGUGUGAAGUUGUAUGAAGGAUGCUAGUUCUGCAGCAGAAUGUCGUUCGUGCCCAUCAUUAGCUUUGUCAGAUCAUUCAAGAUGGUUCUCUUGUGACUUUCUACUAGCUCUCCAAUCUCGCAGGCUGUUGUUUUUGUUUUACCCAGGGGGAAAGCUUAGUCACUUCAUUUGUAUUUGCGGGCUUUCUGUUUUUCUGGCCUGGCUUGUCUCUUUUCCGCUCCUCUUGGUUCGUUUGAAUUCGAUAACUCAGCACGCUGAAGUGAAAGAUGACUUAAGUGAGUUGAGCGUCCACAGAGUAUUUGCAUUUUAAAAUACAGAUGGGCAGGUUGGUGAUGUCUGCUGGGCAUUCUGGGUACGUAGAGCAUAUUGUCACAGAAAAGAGAUGUGGAAGGUACAUUGAAAAGUCCCCUUGUCUGGCCCUGUUACCUGCCUUGUGAGGCUACCUGGUACCCUGAAUACCAGGUCAGUCAGGUACCACUUCAGUAUGCUUCUGAAUGAGUUGGUAACUUGCGCAUCUAACAGGGUGGGUACUCAUGUACCAGGUUACACUUUGCUUCCACUCUAGCUGCAGUUUCUGGUACUCUACAGAAAAGUAAAGGAGUCAUUUUGCUUCAAAAUGUUACAUUCUCCAGCAUUAUAGUUUUGUUACCUCAUGUUUUGCUCAGUGCUUGCUUGGUGACAAAGGUUUUUUGAGAGCAGAAAGUAACUGUUUGGUUGGGUAGCUCGUUUGUUUGCACGGAGUAGCUGUGAGGUUUUAUACACGGGCUUUUAAGGUGAACAAAAUCCCUUUGAAGACUAAUCCGUGAUGUGUUACAGUGUCACCUUGCCCUACUAGCAGUGGGUGUGGGUGAAAGCUUAAGCCGUGCUCUUUGAGACUGGGGAGGAGCUGAGGCAAGCUGCUUAUUAUUUGCAAUAGAAAUGCAUGCAGUGACUUCACUCCAACAAAGGAACAGUGUUUUGCCCUACUUUGGGGUCCUCAGUGCCCAGUUUAACUCAGGUGGAAGCAAUCCCAGCCCUACUAGUUUGCUCAACUUCUGUCGGGGCAUGUAGCUCAAAGGUAUACAGUGUGAUGUUAGGGUGCACGGUGCACAUAACAGCAUACAUAGAACAUCUAGGUGCUGUUUGAUUUUUCUCUAUCAGUCUGAGAUGAUUCUGCUGCACGUAUAUGAAAAAAUAAAGGCUUUCAUAAUUGGCAAAGUUUUAUAAUAUGUAAAACUGAUGCACAUGCAGGUUUACCUUGCACAAUCCCUUAAAAUUCCUGUAUUUUCUUGCUUGUAAUUACUUUCUCCUUCAAUUUUUUUCUCUACAACAGUUCUGAAAAUAGAGCCAAUUUGACAGCAUUAUUGUGAAGGAGAGUUAGCAUUUAGGAUACCCUGGUGUUCCUGCACAAAUAAGUCUAACUGCUUGAAAAUAUACCUUGAAACCAGAAAUUAAGGAGCAUAUUCAUGUCCAUCUUGAAAAUUCAUUACUGCAAGUGAGCUGCCAUUCACUUGUAAAGAGGAGGAGAGAUUAAUCAAAAUACUAAAGCAUAGCUGAUCUAAUUGGCAAGUGUGACUGAAAUAUUUGCCGUGGAAGAAAGUAAAUCUGAUUUUGUGAAACAUCUAAGCAGAUCAUGGUUUGGCAGUGGUUUUGUUUCCCUUUGGAAUCACCAUUUUAAAUCCAAGCAGAACCUGGAUGUGCUGUGUGAACCUGGAAACAAAAUUAAGGGCAAGCAACAAGAUCCACAGCUUCUAACAUGUGGUGAAAGGAAAUUAAUUGAGUACAGUGCAGUCUAAUGGACUUAGUGUUUGUGUCCAUUCCUUGAGUUAUUAGGAUGCAGUGAUUGGUGCCUUAUAACCAAAAAUUGGGGUUAUUAGGCAGCUGUCAAAAAAUUAUAUGUGUAUUUCUUCAUGGAUUUGAGACUCUCUUAAGAAAGGAGAGCUACUGUGUUUGAUAAUGCAUUUCUUUGCUUUGCUGAUGGACUAACCUGUUCCUUUUUCACUAGCUGGGAUAGUCUUUUGUCAUUUAAAAUGCACUGGAAACAAAAAGCUGUACCAUUUUCCCCCCCUUGUAACUUAUUUUAAAUACUUACACUGAAUGGUUCCAGGUACACUCUUCUGUAAGCAGAAGUGCCAAGUCACAGAUCUGUGUUGAGUUGUAAGUUGGUCAUUUCACAUCUAGCAAAGUUCAGGGUCCUGUGGAUUGGCAUGAUGCCAUUUUACCGUGGCAGACCUGGUAAUGUUUAUGUUACAACACCUAACCGAGCUUUUCAAGUCUCCUCUGUUUUCUUAACUUUGUUCAGUUGCAAACUUGAAGCAGCUUAAAGCAUGGUGGUCUCAGGAAAUUGAAGUUUGCAGGCUGCUGAGCAGCUACAGUGCAGGUUGUAGCAAUAUCCUCUUCUCUCUCAUGUCUCACAGGGUACUUCAUCACUGGUUUGAUGUGUAAGUAGGUGAGCCGCUCAUGAAAAACAAAAUCCUUGAAUUACAUGCUAACAUAAUCAAAGGUAAUACAUUGUCCCUUUGGAUCUUGAUGGGGUAGAUACUCUUCUGGUGCCAUGAGCUCUUACGUGAGAUCUUGCUGAGAAGUUGUCUUCUCUUUAUCUGUGCUACCUUUUGGCAGACUUAACUGAGCUGUGUUUAGGGAAACAAAGACAUCUGGGAGACAGUGAUGGAAGGGAACAGGAUUGUCAUCUUUGUAGGUUCUAAUAUAACUAAUUGAAUGAAGUGUUUCUGAGCCAAGUUACAGAUAGAAUAGAGGUUUGUCUAGUAUAAAAUCUGCCUGUAAGAUAGGAAGGGAAGUUGUGGCUGUAGUUACCUGAUCACAAUCUGUUGAAAUAAGCAGCAUGUGAGUAGUAAUUGUAGUGCUGGUUUCUCUCAAGUGCACUGAGAUCGCUAGCUUCUUUCUCACAGGGCACUGAAUGAUCAUUAAAUGCUAAUGACUUUUGAUUACUGUUGACCUCGGUCAAUUUAGAGUUAGUGACCUAGAGAUGAAAACCACUGUAUCUCAUUACCAAUUUCCUGAGCUAUCUGAUCUUUCCUUUGUAGGUCAGUUUUGAUAAGAGGCAGAAUAGAAUUAAAGUUGACCCCUGUCUUAGAAAAGGAGUGGAAGGCUUUCAGGUUUGCAGUAUCGUGCUUAGAAGCAGCAACAACAACAAAAGAAAGCAGCUACUAGGAAAGAACUUACCUUUUUGACCCCAUGGAUUGUCAAGAGCAAAACUUAUCACUUCUAGUAGAAAAACAGCCUAUCACCUGUAACCUUGAAUUUCUCAUUUUGUAGCUGCAGGUUUUCUCAUCUCAAGCAUCCAUUUAUAACUGUUGUUCUUACUUUGAGCUAUGAAGCAGCAAAUGAGUGUUUAUAGGAUAAAUUGCCAACUCUGCUCUAGGAUGUUUUCUACCUGCAGUUGCCAAACUAUGUGUGCAGGAUGGUAAAAUCAUGCGUUUCAUGUUGUGAUGAAGCAUUUCACUUAAUUUCUUUCCAUAUGCACAGAAGCGAAUGUGUGAUAAUUCACUGUUAUUGUUCACUGUAAACUCUUUAAAUAUAGGAUGUUUUUUUAUACAGUUGUGUUUUCUAUAGACUGCCAUUCAUACAGCAAACAUGGCAUGGAAUUCAUAAUGAAAAUGCAUGAUAAAUGUAAAUAUUUUUCCUCACUUUAAUAUGCAAGCUCUAUUUAUUUUUAUCAAGCUGAAAACAGAACUUUUAAUUUGAAAAGCAAAACUCCACAGUGUACAAAAAUCUUGCAGAGUUAUGUUAGUAUGUUUGGGAAAGAAACAUUCAGUUAUUGAACCUCUUACUGUGGGUAAAUGGCAGAGGUAAAGCAGCUAAGGAAGAAUGUAACAGGAGGAGAUGCUGCACUCGGUUUGGGCCAAGCCUAAAUUGGUGAGCAUGCAGGGAAGGAGGAUGUUUAUGAUGAAAUAAAUAUAGGGAUAAAUGUUAUUCUUAAAUACUGUGUUUUGAUUUGAUUGCUUUGUCUCAAAAAAGGAUAUUGCUGUAAAAAUCAAAAGGGGGCAAUGAAAAUGUCUGCAGAUACAAAAAAAGGCAUAUUAAAAAGAUGAAGGUUGUCUUGGUAGGGAAGCCAGUAAGAAGUGUUGUGCAGAGAUGCAAAUAACAAGAAUGUGAAAAUAAAAAGCAAUUUUAUUCUCUAUUCUUCUAUUUUAUAAAAACUUCUAUCUAACUGCUGACUGGGCUGCUCAGAACUCCCUGUAUUUAUUUCCUUGAAAGCACUAAGAGCGUUCAUGGGGGAAAAAAAAUAAAAAUAUCUUUGUGGAUAAAAAUAUUCUGAGGCUUUUAACCUUCAUACUUUAGAGCUUAAGAUUAUCGCUAAGCAGAGUUGGGAAGAAUAUUUGUAAACAAGCAUUUUGCUAGCAUACCAGCUAUAGCAAAAUACAUUUUAGCUUCUUUGUUGGUUCAAGAUGCAGUUCUAUUGAUGCUGUUCUGAGAAAGAAAUACUCUAUUUUUAAUUUUUAUUUUAAUGUGUAUUCAGACUUCUUUGAUAGCUAUCACAGCGUUACCCAUCUUUGUCCCUGCUUUUAGUCUUUUUUUUUUUUUUUUUUUUUUAAGGGAGUCCUCACUGAGUGAGACCUAGGGACCAACUUUUUUUUGCAACAAACAGGAAUAGUUUGUUUCAGUGCUGCCUAUCAGAAACCUGUGUGAGGAUGGGUGGUGGGAGAUUUAGUCAAUCCUACCAUGCUUUUUUACUGGAGGAAAUCAAGAAUAGAGCUGUCAGUCCCCUUUCCAAGUGAGGACAGAAGGGUUGGGAUGGAGUGGUUUCUUCCAAGUGAUGAAAUAAUUCAUAAAUAGUUAAACAGCGUAAAGCUCCUUGGCUGUCUGGGUUGUGUUUCUUGGUUUUGUUGUUUGCUUUUUUGCUUUUUGAACUUGUACACAUCAUUUUUUAAUUAGUGUUUGAGCGAGCUUAAAUUCAACGAGAAGUAACGGCGGACAGGUAGAUCUGUUAAAUAUUAAGUGCAUAUUUAUUUUGGUUAAUAGAGAUGUACCAUCUGAAACUGAUUUCUUUGGGGGAUCCAGAAUUUAAACAAAGAAUUUUAAUAAUGCAUAGGCGUAAUAACAGCCAAGGAAAAGACUUGGCAACUUUACAAAAACAAGAAAUAUAUGCAUGUUCUCAUUGCCUACUUGGAAUUUGUUCCUCAGUUCAGAAUCUGACUGUAGCAGCCCACUGGGAACUGUGAUGAAGUCUUGAUUUUUAAGGAAAUUGUCCACUUCAUGUUUCUACAUGAAGAGCAGAGCUCUAAAUGUGAGAUAGAGAAAAAGCACAACCUAUUAGAAGACAAAAAAUGAAAAUUUGGGGCAUACUUGCUAUUGCAGAAGGAAGGACUGAUGCAGUGUGAGUAAGAGUGUUCCCAUCAACCUUGGAAAUUCAGUGAUUUCUCAGUUGUAAGUUACCUUUAGAAAGGCAUAACUAUACAUGUUGCACCAAGCACUGCGUGCAAUAUGAUUCCUGUGACAACCUUCCCAAUGGUUUUGCAGCAUAUUAUGGUCUUAAAGGAUAAUUACAACUGGGAAUGCAGAUACAUUAUGUGCAUUUGGAUUUAAACUGUAAAAUUAAUAAUUCUUUUUGGUUUUGACAGUUUGUGUUUUAAACACUUUUUAGCUGGGAGGUGAUUUCCAAGGGCUUAUAACUUGCUCUGUAUCAUUUGAAAGGAGGAUGAAAGUGGAUGCAUAGUGGCUCAGCCUCAUAAUGUAGUCCUUUGCUAAGUUCUUCACAUCUGGCAUUUAGAAUUUUCAUUAGGCCUGUGCUAAGAUUUAAGCAUGGAGUUUCCUACACCCUUUAAGUUAAUACUUUUGGUGUGGUUACUUUGCUUACCAGUUAAUAUUGAUGACUCUGAAGAAUUAUAUUUCUCUCUUUUUUAGAUGUUUAUAAAGUUCCAUUCUGUUAAUAUAUAAUUAAUAAAGAAAAAUGAAAAUUACUGGAGAAAAUGAGGAAUGCAUCACAACAAGUCUUCAGAGAUCUUUGGGAGAGAGACAGUCCUUGCUCCUCUCAUCAGAGAGAGGCUGCUUUGAAUUUGAAGUUUUGACUCAUCUUUCAACAGGGCACACAUCUGAGCAUGCUUUUACUGACUGCAGUGAGCUGUAAGUCAUUAACAGUAUGUGUAUAUUAAAAGAGGAAAACUAUUUUACAGGAAAAUAGAUGGUAGUUGCUGCCAAAACUGAAAGAAUAGUGAGUGCAAGAAGCACUGAUUCUUUCUGUGCUUUUCUUUUUCCACUUCACUUGAGACUAAUAACUGAUACAUGGUGGUUUGUUUUGGAGCUAAUGAAGUUCAGUGAAAGGUGAUAUGAAGCCUGUGGAAAGGGUCGUAACUUUUUCAUAGGAACUUCUGGGGUCUGUUGUGGAAGCAUUAAUACUUUCCCAGUUGCAGGAGACUAGAUUUUGAUGGAUGGUUUAGGAACUGCCAAAGAUGGCUGUUAGGCUUUGUGUCAGCAGGUGUGAAGUUUUAUCUUUGGUUACUAGGGGUCUGGCUGGCUUUUGGAUUUGGCAGAACAAACUUCAGCCAUAGCUUUUCCUGUCCUCCUUCCACAAGAGAGCACAGCAUGUUUGACAUUGUGUUUUGUGGAAGUCAAAGGUAUGGUUGAUAGCUGCCAGUUUACAUUUGCUAUUAGUCUUUCCUAGACUGAGUUAAACAGUGGCUCUGUCAUUCCGUUUCUCUUCUGUAGCAUCUUGGUAACCUUAUCUGCUAUGGGUGUAAUCUUUGGGCUACAGAAUUGGCUAAAUUGUUUGUUGGGACCUUGCUUUUAUUCCGUGGGAUUGGGUAAAAUGGGUUUAUGGAAUGAAAAUCAAAUCUCCCAUAUGAAUCCCCUAACCUCCUCUAUCUUUCUCUUGCCAGUUGCAGUGAUGAAAACCAGAUUUUCUGACAUGUGGCUCCUCUGUAUCUGUACGCUUCUUCCCCUGUGGAAUGGCAAACAGAGACGGUCAAGAACAGGUCCAAGAAGAGCUCUAAAAAGGGAAAUAGCAACAGCAGCAGCAGCAAAUUGCCUCCAGUUUGCUAUGAAAUCAUUACCCUGAAGACCAAAAAGAAGAAGAAGAUGGCUGCUGAUAUUUUUCCCCGAAAGAAACCAGCCAACACUAAUACAACUGCUGUCCAGCAGUACCACCAGCAAAAUCUCAAUAACAACAACACUAUUCCAGCACCAAACUGGCAAGGACUUUAUCCGACCAUCAGAGAGAGAAAUGCAGUGAUGUUCAACAAUGACUUGAUGGCAGAUGUUCAUUUUGUGGUCGGGCCACCAGGUGGGACCCAGCGGCUGCCGGGACAUAAAUAUGUCCUGGCCGUUGGGAGCUCAGUAUUCCAUGCAAUGUUCUAUGGAGAACUUGCUGAGGACAAAGAUGAAAUCCGUAUACCAGAUGUGGAGCCUGCUGCUUUUCUCGCAAUGCUGAAAUACAUAUAUUGUGAUGAAAUUGAUUUGGCUGCAGAUACUGUCCUGGCCACUCUUUAUGCUGCCAAGAAGUACAUCGUCCCUCAUCUUGCCCGCGCCUGCGUCAACUUCCUAGAAACAAGUCUAAGUGCAAAGAACGCCUGCGUGCUGCUUUCCCAAAGCUGCUUAUUCGAGGAACCUGACCUGACCCAGCGCUGUUGGGAAGUGAUUGAUGCCCAAGCUGAGCUCGCUUUGAAGUCCGAGGGCUUCUGUGACAUUGAUUUUCAGACGCUUGAAAGCAUUCUCCGAAGGGAGACUCUGAAUGCCAAAGAAAUUGUUGUUUUCGAAGCAGCUCUGAAUUGGGCCGAAGUGGAGUGUCAGCGACAGGAGCUAACGGCCACCAUCGAGAACAAGCGCAAAGUCCUCGGAAAGGCGCUGUACUUGAUACGUAUCCCUACCAUGGCACUCGACGACUUUGCAAAUGGCGCUGCUCAGUCUGGGAUUCUGACUCUCAACGAAACCAAUGAUAUCUUCCUUUGGUAUACAGCUGCCAAAAAGCCAGAGUUACAGUUUGUAAGCAAGCCCCGGAAAGGCCUUGUUCCUCAGCGGUGCCAUCGUUUCCAAUCCUGUGCUUACCGCAGCAACCAGUGGCGUUACAGGGGCCGGUGUGACAGCAUUCAGUUUGCUGUUGAUAAGAGAGUGUUUAUAGCUGGCUUUGGGCUAUACGGCUCCAGCUGCGGAUCAGCAGAAUACAGUGCCAAGAUUGAACUCAAACGACAAGGAGUUAUCCUAGGCCAGAACUUGAGCAAAUAUUUCUCAGAUGGUUCUAGUAACACUUUCCCUGUGUGGUUUGAAUAUCCAGUACAGAUUGAGCCUGACACCUUUUACACAGCUAGUGUGAUUUUGGAUGGUAAUGAACUCAGCUAUUUUGGACAGGAAGGAAUGACGGAAGUUCAGUGUGGGAAAGUGACUGUUCAGUUUCAGUGCUCUUCGGACAGUACAAAUGGCACUGGGGUACAGGGAGGGCAAAUUCCUGAACUCAUAUUUUAUGCUUGAAUGUGUGUGGAGUCAAAGCAUUUUUUCCUAUGAAAAACCUGUCUAGUUCAGACCUACUGACGCUUAGCUCUUUAUCUGCAGAUAUGUGAUCAGUACAAGUUAUUUGUCACAAACGCUACGGGCAAGUUACUGGCUUGCUGUACUUGUAGCUUCAUUGGUGAUGAAGUUUAAGUGUAAUAUUUAAUUUUAAACUGGAAGCUCUUAUGAAUAAGCAAGUUUUGAAUGCUUAGUAAGAGAGAUACCUGUUUGCUGGCGAUGCUGAGCCUUGCUUUGAUGCACCUGAAUCCCCAGAGGAUGUUCUCAUAUCUCGUGGGCUCUAGAACUCCUUCCACUAAAUGCUGUCACCUUUGAUCAGUUUUCUCUUUCUCUGUUUCCCGCUCUUUGCUUGUAACUAUUUGGGGAGAUGGGUAGAAAACAAGGAGCCUUGUUUUAUAGCUCUCUUCUGCGUACUCUUCAAACUGAAGAGAUUCCAAUCAGCUGAGCUGAUUUGAUCAUGGAGGCUAACAGAAGUGCUUCAGUUCUAAACAGAAAAAGUGUAUAUUUAUACCAUCAUCCUGAGAGAUUCUGCUGUAGCCAGCUGUUUGGGGAAGCUACACAGUGUGCUGACCAGAAUGCAUGGACACAGUGAGUAAGGGUUUGGGCUUGACAUGUGACCCUAAGAGUUCAUACUCCAGGAAUCCCAUCUUGAAGGCAAGGAAGUACUUGCACAUGUUCAAAUUACAUACACAAGUUGAAACCUCUACUCUUUUCACCUAAUUUUGCUACACUGAAGUUGAUUUGCUAUUUAAAUUGCUUUUCUUCAAAUCCUCAUUAAAUAGACAGGAGUUAAUAUCUAGCAUUUAAUGUAGGGCAGUUUUUAUAUUUUUCUUAUUUUCUUCCUAAACAUUUAGAAGCAUGUGGUAGAGAAACAAAAGAACGUACCGGUCCCAACUUAGACUUUUUUUUUAUACUAUGAGAAUUUUGAAAGAGGCAAGAUUCCCAAAUGUGGUCAUGUUUCAGUUAGUGUAUAUCAUUAGAUAAAAGUAAGGAGGAUCUCUUACAGCUGCUUAUGUGGAACUUUCACUUUAUCUGAGUCCUCUCUAAAGCUUCCUGUCAUAUGUCUGUCAUCUCUGGAAAAGUAUUAGGGUUCACAACUCUUUCUGAGAAGGAAAUAAGUAUAAAUAACAGAUGUAGGUACUAUUUAAAUACAAGGAAAUCAUUCACCCUUGCACUGUGACACUUGUAUCUCAGAGGGACUUAUUGUAGUACAACUCAUUUAAUCUCCAAAGUGGGUUCUUGUGUGUGUGUUUGUGUAUGCACGUGUGUUUUAACAAAAUUAGAGGACCAAAUAAUUAUUAAGGCAGUCUGAAGAUUAAUACAUCAACACAUGAAUGUAGCACAACCCUAAAUUGACUUAUCAGUUUUGCAAUGAAAAUCUAUUUCCAUAAGAUUUCUUAUCAGUUUGACACUAUUACUCUUAUGUGUUUCUUGACAGAUGGAACCCUGGCCUCUGGCCAUUGUUAAGUGCCAACACUUUGCAGUGUCCAGAAUAUCAUCUGAGAUGAGAAAAACUGGAGUGUAGAUAACAAACACUUUAUGGCCAAAGCUCAGUUCUUUCCUCUGGGUAAUAAAGGAGAGCCAAGUGGAAAAACUACCCUACAAGAUCUAUGCCUUUCACCCAUCUUACUGUUUAGUGUUUUAUAUACAUGCGUGUGUGUGUGUAAGCAACGUUCCUUCUAAAAUGUAAAUACCCUCAAAAUAUGGUGAUUUUUUUUUCUUUUAACAGAUGUACAUAAUCCAGACUGUUACUGAAAUUUAAACAGAGUGGUCCAUGGAAAACUCACAGAAAGAGAUUUUAAAACAGCCGCCAGUUAAAUAUAUUUAGAUGUGCAGCCUAAAAUAAACAAAAUGUGGGGACUGGAGAAAGAGUUGCUCAGGAGACUGCGAAAAGGAGUCUAAGAUUAUCGUGAGGUAAUGGUCAUCUACCUGGAGAGAAUGUUUUGAGGAGCAAUUCCAUUUAUUUAAAUAGACUUGGAAGCAGAGCAAGAUGCUAAUCAGCCUGCUAAAUUUUCUUACAGCAAGUGGUUGACGCAGAUGUAAUAAUUCGGAGUGAAUAUCAGAUUGACAAGCUGCUUGCAGUAGCAAGCUGCAUUCUGAGUUAAGGAGAAAAAAAGCAUGAGGUGCCUCAGCUGUUGGGACAAAUCAGUACUGCACUGCUAUAACUAAGCUCUGGUUCUCACUUUUAAUUUUGUUGGGUUUUUUGCUUGUCUGCAAAUAAAGGUAAGCUAUCUGUUACGUUGGCAGGAAUAGAUGGUAGGAGAUUGGAAUACUGUAUAGCUGUAUAAAAUUAGCUAUUAUUUAAUUAUUUUUAUUUGCUGGUUUUAUUAAAUCAUUUUGACGAAGCAGGAUGAAAGCUACCUCUAGCUCAAUUCCUCUGAGUCCCUUCCAGGUUUUAGGAGCUGCUGCAUGUAAAGUUGUUUUUUAAUAUGGAUCAAUAAACAUAAGCACUCCGAAACAGCUUUUGAGCUUGAUUGUGAGUCCUGCUUGAUGCUGACAGGUGCUGUUGUAUUGAGAAGGUGGCUAGUUGUAGUCCCCUUAGGACAUCCAGGCACUUAAGUAGCUGUCCACAUGUAGAUUUGGUCAGUUUAGCAGUAGUAUCUAAGCUUGAACACAUGGAUGUUUUGCAAGCAUCGGCUGUAUCAACCUGGAAUGUAAGCAUAAUGUCAGUAGAGAUAACUUUUGGUAGAUUGUCUUAAACUGUACCUGGCCAUCUCUGCUACUUGUAUGUUUGAUUUUCCUGGUUAGGGGAAUCUGUGAUAGGGAGUAUAAUGUAAUAUACUUUCUGCAUAUCUGAAGUAGUAUUUAAGUAAACACUUUAAUUUCUACAUGCUUAUUGCACUGAACUGUUUCAUUUGUUGUUUGUUUUGGUUUGGUUUUUUUUAAUGUAAUUAAAUGCAGCUAACUUCAGGUAACAGCACUCGUUUGUGCUGGAGCAGUGUUUGAUUUUGGCAGGCUUACAGCAUUAUUUAUAAAGGACAGAUAUAUAAAUAUGAAGUACCUCAUGUUGAAUGUUAUUGUACUGUAUCUUCAAUGUCACAGUGCAGAUCUUGUUGGACUCAUGAAUGUGUAUAAUCGCAUUAAACCUACAAAUAAAAAUGGUUCUUAAAUGGUU
This is a messenger RNA of Phasianus colchicus (ring-necked pheasant), 12582 nucleotides long. RefSeq names its product BTB domain containing 3 (gene BTBD3). The record is from RefSeq and is a predicted model, not a curated record. Gene Ontology annotation, cellular component: cytosol. Lineage: Eukaryota; Metazoa; Chordata; Aves; Galliformes; Phasianidae. Gene Ontology annotation, biological process: cerebral cortex development; neurogenesis; dendrite morphogenesis. Gene Ontology annotation, molecular function: protein binding.